AUGAUUGAUGUCGCCCCUUCUAUAAGCUUUGACCAACGUAUUGACUGUCUACGCAAUCACGUCUCUAUUCAAAAUCAUCUCUCUCAGACUCCUCCGUCUAUUGCCACUUUCUCUGCUCAACUUGAUCAUUACAACUCGUACAGCAACUACGAUUGUUAUUACGACGACUUACCACGACAACCACAGCCAUCCUCUGUCAACUAUAUCGACUUUCAAUCCACACUCUUACCUCCUCUCCUCUCUCCAACCACCACCGACUCUUCUGUUACCCCUUCUUCAUCUCCUUUAUUGCCAACUCUACAACAGUCAGUAGAACAGGAGCACAUUCAACCGAAAACGGAAAUUGUCGGCAACGCAACCAUUACUAAAAACACGCGACAGAACUAUUCCCAAAUGACACAUCAAUCAGACCCGACUCAGUCUUCUUCAAUCAUACCUUUAACAACGUCCUCCUUUAUAGAGCCACCCGGGCACUGCUUUGGCGUCACUCCAAGUCCAAGCGCAUCUCCGGUUUCUCCUCAAUCACCUUAUUUCCCUACAACCGCGCUGACGUCAGCCCCAAAUAAUGCGGUUCUAAGUAAUACUCAACCUUCUCCAAUAAAUAUACAAUCAUCAAGAUAUAUUGCCACUGCUGCACCCGCUUACCAUCAACAGUCAGCCCUGCUUCAACAAGGCCCAGUUUCUCAACACAGAUUUAUGAAUCCUACAGACGUCUCUGUCCCUUCGGCAUCAUCUCAACAGAUGAUCACAAUAAACGACUUGCCCCCCGCUACCAAUUUCAAUCCGAGUUUUCUGAAUCAGAGGGCGUCUUAUUCUACAUCGCAAUCGGAUACCUCCUCUAUGCCAUCCGUACAUGGCUACAUUCAGCAACCGGACACUGAUUCAAUGUUUCUCAGACAAACACCAACAUUUCGAAUGCAAUCUGCAACAAUAUCUUCCACGAUCUCUCCAGCUUUUGGUGCAGCAAACACUGUUAUGCACCCUCAUCUCAAUUCUACAUGGAAUAAGGCAGCCACUGCCACUCUUACUAUUCCUCGAGCAAUGGUCACGCCUGUCAAUUCGACUGCUCCUUUCGCAACUAUGGCUCCACGGCCAAUGUUCUCUUACAGUGGUCCGCCCAAGAGCUAUCAUUCUCGUCUGCCUCUCUAUGACCGACCAUUCAAAUGUGAUGAAUGUCCACAAAGCUUUAAUCGUAACCAUGAUCUGAAGCGCCACAAAAGGAUUCAUCUUGCUGUAAAACCCUAUCCUUGUACUCAUUGCGAGAAACAGUUCAGCCGCAAGGACGCGUUGAAGAGACACAUUUUAGUUAAGGGCUGUAAUAAUGCUGCUGCGGCAAAGAAUUUACCGCAUGCAGACGGAUUGGCGGAUGAGAAUAAGACGAACAGUGCCCAAUAG
This is a messenger RNA of Paraglomus brasilianum, 1395 nucleotides long. The record is from the annotation of a GenBank genome assembly. Lineage: Eukaryota; Fungi; Glomeromycota; Glomeromycetes; Paraglomerales; Paraglomeraceae.